AUGGAUGGAUGGAGUGCGUGGGGCGAAUGGAUUUUGAAGAAGGAAGAGGAAAUGGAAGUGCAGGAAGGGAAGGGAGUGAAGGGGAAAAGCGAGAGAGGAUUUGAUCCUCAAUUUUUUGAUGCCGAAGUUGUUGAAGGACCCUCAGGAGAGGAAAAGAGAGAAAAAGAGACAGAAACAAAGAUGAAUAAUAUUUACGGUAUGCACCCAAGGUGUGUGGUAGAUGCUGACGAUAUGAGCAACACCAUCAUUGUCAUUGUAACCUCAGACGGCCGUUUUAGUACGGAAGCAACGUGGAAAUGUAGAUUGGGACGCUGUCAAAUCAGUUCCGACUCCCUAAACUUUGGUUCAUAUGAGGAGAAAGGGGCACCAAGAGGUCCACACCUUGGUGUCGGCAACCAGUGA
Molecule: messenger RNA, 402 nt
Organism: Sclerotinia sclerotiorum 1980 UF-70
Lineage: Eukaryota; Fungi; Ascomycota; Leotiomycetes; Helotiales; Sclerotiniaceae
Exons: 4
Coding region: 1-402 (133 amino acids)
Source: RefSeq, a predicted model, not a curated record